CCGCCCUGCGCCCUGCGGAUGCAGUCGCAGGAAGUGGAGGGCCUGGCCGGAGCGCGCCGGUCGGUGAUCGGGGACAGCCCGCAGCUGCUGACGCACUACUACGAUGACGCCAGGACCAUGUACGAGGUCUUCAGGAGGGGAUUCAGCAUCUCCGAAAAUGGCCCCUGCCUGGGGUUCAGGAAGCCCAAGCAGCCGUACCAGUGGCUGUCCUACAAGGAGGUGGCUGAAAGAGCAGAAGCUCUGGGUUCAGGGCUUCUUCAGCAGGGCUGCAAGCCAUCCACAAAGCAGUUCAUUGGGGUCUUUGCUCAAAACCGUCCAGAGUGGAUCAUUUCUGAGCUUGCUUGCUACACCUACUCCAUGGUGGUGGUUCCCCUCUACGACACCUUAGGUCCUGGAGCCAUUCGUUACAUCAUCAACACAGCUGACAUUUCCACAGUCAUUUGUGACAAACCUGAAAAAGCCAGAAUACUCCUCGACCACGUGGAGAAGAGAGAAACACCAGGUCUGAUCAACAUCAUCCUGAUGGACCCAUUCGAGAAGGAGCUGAGGGAGAGAGGGAGUCGCUGUGGGGUUCGCAUCCAGACCAUGCAGGAGGUGGAGGACUGUGGCCGUGAGAGUCGACAUGUGCCCGUGCCUCCUCGACCAGAAGAUCUAUCAAUUGUCUGUUUCACUAGUGGCACAACAGGAAACCCCAAAGGUGCUAUGCUGACUCAUGGGAACGUGGUUGCUGAUUUUUCAGGCUUUUUGAAAGUGACGGAGAGUCAGUGGUCUCCUACUUGUGAGGAUGUACACAUUUCCUAUUUGCCUUUAGCACACAUGUUUGAGAGAAUGGUACAGUCUGUCGUAUACUGCCACGGAGGGCGAAUUGGGUUCUUUCAAGGAGAUAUUCGUCUCUUAUCUGAAGAUAUGAAAGCGUUGCGUCCAACCAUCUUCCCCGUCGUGCCGCGGCUGUUAAACAGGAUGUAUGACAAGAUCUUCAGCCAGGCAGACACGUCCCUCAAGCGCUGGAUUCUGGAAUUUGCUGCGAAACGGAAAAAGGCUGAAGUUCGAAACGGGAUCAUUAGAAAUGACAGCUUAUGGGAUAAACUUUUCUUUAACAAAAUACAG
Messenger RNA from Phaethon lepturus (White-tailed tropicbird), 1107 nucleotides. RefSeq names its product long-chain-fatty-acid--CoA ligase 6-like. Lineage: Eukaryota; Metazoa; Chordata; Aves; Phaethontiformes; Phaethontidae. The record is from RefSeq and is a predicted model, not a curated record. Gene Ontology annotation, molecular function: arachidonate-CoA ligase activity. Gene Ontology annotation, cellular component: membrane; endoplasmic reticulum. Gene Ontology annotation, biological process: long-chain fatty-acyl-CoA biosynthetic process; very long-chain fatty acid metabolic process; long-chain fatty acid metabolic process. The transcript has 12 exons. The annotation marks the transcript as partial.